Colletotrichum godetiae is the source of this 1137-nucleotide messenger RNA. RefSeq lists its product as uncharacterized. NCBI's taxonomy places the organism in Eukaryota, Fungi, Ascomycota, Sordariomycetes, Glomerellales, Glomerellaceae. The transcript is spliced from 4 exons. Bases 128 to 928 code for a protein of 266 amino acids. The record is from RefSeq and is a predicted model, not a curated record.
GACGGCGAGUGAGCGGCGAAACAAGUUGUCCAUUCCAAAUCGACGACCCGGCCAGGGCUCAUGCAGUCCAGCGUUGGAUCUUGAUCGCGUCCCACACGAUUGGAGUGUUUCACAUUUAUUUUCAAACAUGUCCAAGACGGCCCAUCCUGGUGUCGGGGAAACCACUCCUCAGACCAAUCCCCUAGCGCAGAUCCAUCAUCCGCGCCGAGGUUCUGCCUUGAUACUCUUCCUUUCGCCCAGAAGCAUCUCGUUUUUCCGGCUCGCUCAAGGGCGGGGUACGCAAGUAUGCUCGAUGGUUGAGGCAUCCCAUAUUGUUGUGCGCGUUUGGGAGAUCCGCUGUGUCAGACGAGCGGGCUGCUUCUGGACUGCCGCGCAGCCCGCUGGCGCCACAAGCGGCGAAUCCUCUUAUCGCUGCGGUCAAUUCAUUCCCACAUGGGACGGAUACAGAAGGACAGGGCAACAGACCGAUGUCACCAUACCGGAUACCUGCGAAAAGAGAAGAGAAAACGAGGGGCAGCAGGCGGCGUCAACCCUCGGAAGCGUUUGGAUGGGUGUUAUCAGAGGACCAUUAAGACCCAGUCCUGUUGCAACAACCUCCCCCGCCUGCCGCAGGAAGUGUCUCCACCCACUUAACGCCGUGACCCGGCUUCGGCGUAGAGGUGUCGGACCAGGGCUGACUCUCUCUCUCUCUCUCUCUCUCUCUCUCUCUCUCUCUCUCUCUCUCUCUCUGUGUGUGUGUUGCGCGGUCAGGGUCCGCAAGGUCUGUCGCUUUGGGGAUGCCGUCGCCGACUCGCGGCUCCCUGGCUUUGGGCCACCAGAGAACGCCGAUCUACGGUACUCGGUACAGUCUACCAUCACAGGAUGGGCAGGAGGAGCAGACAGUUCGUCUGGGCGUCUGGGGAUGGGCAAGCGCGCUUGUCUCGUAUGACGAGACACACGUUCUGCAUGUGGUUCUUGGUUCUCACGGGGGCGAGGAAGGGUCGUCACGAGCCCACCUGGCUCCGCUCUGGAAGUCAUGUUGGCGGUGGUGCGGUUCCUGCAGCAUCAUGACUCUCCUUCUCAGACUGGAGCGUGUGGGAGGGGACCGGAUCCGUGUGUGAGCGCUCAAGUGAGAACAUGCGUCGGCCCAUUCCGCAA